AUGCCUCUCAAAUUGAACAGAAAUAGAAUAUUGUUAGAUGCAGGAAAGGAAAUAAGAUUAUUUGUCCCCUCAGCCUCAAGAAAUAAAAAAAAAUCCGAAUCCCUUAAUUUCCCUCUUUUCCCCUUUCUCCUAACACAUCCCAUCCCAUCCCACCUCACUGCACCUCACAUCCCAUCCCACCUCACUGCACCCUGUGUCUCGGUUCCUUCUUCUCUUCUCUUCUCUCUCUGGUAUUUCUCCAGCCUACCAAAGUCCUUCUCCCUUCCCCCCUCUUCCAACACUUCACGCCCCGGCCCUCCCUACCUCGCCGAGUCUCUCUCUUUUCCCUUCUUUUCUCCUUUUCUCUUUUUUGGUAUUUCUUCAGCCCACCAUUAUCUUUCUGCCUUUUCCCUUUCUCUCUUCCAUCACUGUUGUUGUAGUCCUAGGUGGUCGCACGAUAGUUUAAAAAGGCAAUACGCAGAGCGAUAUAACUUCAGAAUUACAUAUGAGAACAAUGAGGGUGAACUCAAUAAAGUACAAGCUGAUAGGUACUCUUACAUUGAACUUCUGUCUGAUAUGUAUAAGCUAUUUAAUUUGAAUGUUGAUUUCAUAGCAAUUGUGGCAAGGAAUGGUCUUAGUGUUGAAAGUGAUGGAGACCUCACAGGUAUGUUUGAGUUGUAUAAGGAUAACUCUAUGGUUCCUUUAAGAAUCACAAGUCAGUUUGUGCCACCAAAUAUGAGGUGCCAUCUCAGGUAAGAAAAUCAAAUGUGAGGGUAAAGGGUCCAAGUAAUACAGAAGGUCAAAAGGAUGAUGUUCUUAAGAAGGGUAAGGCGAGGGUUUUGGAUUUACAGGUAAAGUGUAUAGGAGAGAUAGGGAAAGGAGUGUCCCUAUUAGAGGAAGGGGUGAGGAAAGGAGUGUCUCUGUUAGAGGAAGGGGUAGGGGAACUAGUAAUGUGGGCCAAAGAGGGCAUGUUAAUAUCUCACUAAAUGUGUCACCAAAUGUCACUGAUAGUGACACUGAUUCUAGUGCCAGUGUUGAAGAGGUGAGUGAAAAAGAAGAUUUUUGUCAGUGUCCUCAUAUUAGUUUUGAAACUGAUGAGGCAACUGAGAGGGAUAGUGAUAAAGAAGAUGGUAAUGAUGAUGAUGAACUGUUAGAUGUAUUUUGUAACGACCCGAAAAUCGGACCGCUACCGGCGCUAGGAUUCAGAUCGGCUUAAGGCCGCCGGGACCCAUAGCAAGCCUGACA
This is a messenger RNA of Manihot esculenta (cassava), 1224 nucleotides long. RefSeq lists its product as uncharacterized. Bases 1 to 735 code for a protein of 244 amino acids. The record is from RefSeq and is a predicted model, not a curated record. Lineage: Eukaryota; Viridiplantae; Streptophyta; Magnoliopsida; Malpighiales; Euphorbiaceae. The transcript has 4 exons.